GAGAUGGGUCGAGCUCCAUGCUGUGAUAAAGCUAAUGUUAAGAAAGGACCAUGGUCACCUGAAGAAGAUGCACGGCUUAAAGCUUAUAUUGAAGAGCAUGGAACUGGAGGAAACUGGAUUGCUCUUCCUCAAAAAAUUGGGCUCAAGAGAUGUGGAAAAAGUUGCAGAUUGAGAUGGUUGAAUUAUCUGAGACCUAAUAUCAAACAUGGAGGAUUCUCUGAGGAAGAGGACAACAUCAUUUGUAAUCUCUAUAUAAGCAUUGGAAGCAGGUGGUCUGUGAUUGCUGCUCAGCUGCCUGGAAGAACUGAUAAUGAUAUAAAAAACUACUGGAACACAAGACUUAAAAAGAAAUUACUUGGGAAACGCAAACAAUCAAAUAGCAAUAAUACCAAUGGCAUUUCAUCUUCAUCAAGCAGUAAUGAAGACCCAAAAGAGACUUUGAGUAACUCAGCCUUAGAAAGGCUUCAACUUCAUAUGCAACUUCAAGGCCUUCAAAAUCCACUCUCUUUUUACACACAUCCUCAGCUAUGGCCCAAGCUCCAUCCCAUGCAAGAAAAAAUUGUCCAAACCCUCCAAUCUCUCAACAAUCACAGCCCUAAUUUUAUUAACCCUAAUCUCCAAACAACAACAACUACUACUAAUCAGUUAUUACAAGGCCAACCACCCAAGGCAGCUGAUUUGUGUAUUCCCCCACAGCCUAACUCCAAUUCCAUUUCUCUUCCUUGCCAAAUCCCACCAAGUUCGGAUCAUCAAAAAUCAUCAUCUGGGCAUCAUCAAGUUUCAAACUUUAUGCAAGUGGUGGAUGGAUUUCUUGAUGAUCAAGACAAGGCUGGGGGUUUCGUAGCACAAACUGAUGAACAAGUGGCUGAAUUUGAUUGGUUUAAGGAAGUGGGUGGAUCUUCUAAGGACAGCUUGAUUUGGUGGGCUCAGAAUAAUGAGCAUGAUAUGAGAUCUGCAUCGUCCUCUAAUUCAUGGGAUUCUACUUCUGUUCUGCAAUCGGAAUUGAUGUUCCAAGAUUUUGAGUUAGGGUAUAAUCUUUAGAGGAGGAUUUUACAUUACUUUUAUGUGUAGACA
Molecule: messenger RNA, 1074 nt
Organism: Benincasa hispida (wax gourd)
Lineage: Eukaryota; Viridiplantae; Streptophyta; Magnoliopsida; Cucurbitales; Cucurbitaceae
Product: transcription factor MYB36-like
Source: RefSeq, a predicted model, not a curated record